This is a messenger RNA of Chanos chanos (milkfish), 3648 nucleotides long. RefSeq names its product synuclein, alpha interacting protein (gene sncaip). The coding region runs from base 169 to 2775 and encodes 868 amino acids. Gene Ontology annotation, molecular function: ubiquitin protein ligase binding. NCBI's taxonomy places the organism in Eukaryota, Metazoa, Chordata, Actinopteri, Gonorynchiformes, Chanidae. The record is from RefSeq and is a predicted model, not a curated record. The transcript is spliced from 10 exons.
GGUGCACCUCCCUUUCUCCAUGUCAAAAUCCUCGGGUUACGCUAAGUGUUUUCAGGAGGAACAGCUGGAGGAGCGCAGACAUCCUUUAAAUAUCUAGACGGUCCACGGACAAAGCUGUCGGCUAAAAGCUUCUAACCAGGGUUACUGUGGCCAGAAUGCUGACAGAAGAUGGAUGCUCCUGAGUACCUGGAUUUGGACGAGAUUGAUUUCAGCGAUGAUUUAGCUUAUGCCUCAAAGAACAUUCCAGAGCUUUGUCGCAGAAAUGAUAACCAGAGUGAGGAGAGACAAGUUCCGGGUAUCAACUGGAGUCGAAAUGUAUCAUCGCAUAGUGGGAAUGGAAUCAAACCCACUGGCAUUGCUGAUGUGUACAGCAAAUUUAGGCCUGUUAAACGUGUCUCUCCCCUCAAACACCAACCGGAGAUCCCUGACGGUGAGUCAGACAGAAAGGGCCCGGGUCAAAAUGACAGUGGAAACAAAGAAGAAUCGUCCGUCAAAACCUCCCAAGAUAACGUGUCCUCCUGUGAUGUCCAGAGCAUCAAAAACAAAGGCGUGGCAAAUGGAGGUCUUUUCGGGGAGCUGGAGCACUACGAUUUGGACAUGGAUGAGAUCCUGGACGUACCUUACAUUAAGUCCAACCAACAAAUGGCCACCCUCCCUAGAGUGGCUUCAGAAAAGAGGGCAUUGGGUAACAGCAGCACUGAUAGGUUCCAUGGUGUCAAGACUUCCACGCAGACCCACCCUGACUUGGGGGGUAUGACGCAAUAUUGCGUCCUUUCGCCCGUGAAGUGGCCCGACAUGAGAAAGUCAAAAUCCAUGGAUCCGGACUAUCUCCGUGCACAGACGGUCGGAUACGAGCUCUCUCCUAAUUCUCUCCACUGUUCCUCCACAUCAGAAGCGGACAAACUCUUACCUAAUAGAAGCUACCCUGAUACCCCAACUCAUAAAGCAGGCAGUGAGACACCAGGGAGCCAGCCCUUAAUGUUCCCUCUACAAGGGUGUGCUGGGAACAGACAGGACACAGGCAAGUCUUGGAGCAAUUCAAGAAUGUAUGGAGAAUGUGAUGAAGAGACAAAGAAGUCCCAGAAUAUUAUCAACAUUGUUCGCGAGGGCCAGAUCUCUCUUUUGCCUCAUUUUGCAGCGGAAAACUUAGAGCUAAUCCGCGAUGAAGGAGGGAACAACCUGCUCCAUAUCUCUGCAGCACAGGGCCAUGCUGACUGUCUGCAGCAUCUGACCUCUCUCAUGGGUGAGGACUGUCUCAAUGAACGCAACAACGAUCAGCUCACUCCUGCUGGGCUUGGCGUUAAGAAUGGACAUCUGGAGUGUGUGCGUUGGAUGGUGAGUGAAACUGAGGCCAUCGCAGAACUGAGCUGUUCCCGUGAUCAUCCCAGUCUGAUACAUUACGCAGCGCGCUACGGGCAGGAAAGGAUCCUGUUGUGGCUUCUUCAAUUUAUGCAAGAGCAGGCGAUCUCUCUGGAUGAAGUGGACCAGUAUGGAAACAGCGCCGUGCACGUUGCCGCCCAGUACGGCCAUCUGGGCUGCAUUCAGACACUUGUGGAAUAUGGCUCCAAUGUCACAGUUCAGAACCAGCAGGGAGAGAGGCCUUCCCAGACUGCCGAGCGGCAUGGUCACACCACCUGCUCUCGGUACCUGGUAGUGGUGGAGACCUGUAUGUCAUUGGCUUCCCAAGUGGUCAAGCUAACUAAACAACUCCAUGAACAAAGCACAGCGAGAGUGGCUCUACAGAAUCAGGUCAAGCUGCUUAUGGAAGGUUCAGACACUCAUGGUAGACCACGAUCACCAAGUGCCUUUGCCCCCCCUGUGGAUGCCUGGCCUGAAAUGACCCUCACUGCAGAGGUUGCCCCUGGUGAUGGACAGUGGGUACUCAGGCAGAGGAACGUGGACUCAGACUCUGUCCUGCGGAAACUACUUGGGAAGGACAUUGCUGACAGAGUGAGUGCCAAGGAGAAGCUGUCCCUGGAGUUCCAGGAGGGGGCAGCAGAGGGCGGCGCUAGAGGAGCGGACUCUGGGCCUGGGAGGAGACUGGGUGUGGUGGAGCGUCGUGAACUGAAGCUGGCCCGACUCAAGCAGAUAAUGCAGCGUUCUCUCAGCGAGUCCGACUCAGACGCCUACCCGCCAGAGGAAUCCAAACACGUACGUCCGGAAAGACCGAACCAGCUGCCCAUCGCGGAGCAGGAGGAGCCUCUUACAGGUUUGAACUUAUUGAUGAAAAAGCAUAGCUCCACUACUGAUCGCAAGUUCUUGUUUGCAAGCAGGACUUCCAAAUCUGUGGAUGGAUACAACCCCUCACCAACAUCUGACAACAGCGACCUAGAUCACGAAAUAAAAACUGGGGACCCCGCUGGGGAUUAUGCUGAUCACAAGGUCGCGACAAGUCCCAAAAGUGCCCUCAAAUCCCCGUCUUCCAGGAGAAAGACUUCUCAAAACUUAAAACUUAGGGUCACUUUUGAUGAGCCGGUCGUCCACAAGGACGGGCAAGGCGUCGAGACCAAAGGUGCGUCCCUUAAAGAGGGCGAGAAAGUAUCGGUCAGGACUACCGAACCCGGGGAAACGUGGAAGCGACCUUUCGGAACGUUCCGGUCCAUCAUGGAAACGUUAAGCGGCAAUCAGAACAGUAACAACAAUAAUCUCCAGGCCGCAUCUGUGGUCAAACACUCAAAUUCUAGUGUAGCACAGGGUCAAUCUGGGAAGAAAACUGAAGCAAAAUCCAGUCAAGGAGGUCAGUUUAAGUGCAAGAACAAAACAAGUGCUGUUUAAGUGCCCUACUCUCAAGACAGUGGGAGAGCAGUGCCCCAUCGCCUCUCUAUUGCAGUGUUUGGUUCGGCACUUGAAUGUUUUUUUUAAGAAUGGGUGGACAUAGUUUUGGAGCGACUCAAUUAUCUACAACUGUUUUAUUAGGAUAAAUUAUAUUGACAAAUUCAGGACAUUUUGAAGGAUUUUGAAUCAUGCACUUGUUAACGCCUAAUAAAAUAAUAACACUUGAUUUCGGAGAGCACUCAUCAGUACACUAUUUUAUUUGGAACCACUGUAUGUUACAAAGAAAAAAAAAAUAAUGAUAAAACACUUUUUUUUUGUAUUUCUGCAUAGUUUAUAUUAAGUAUUAGUCAUUGUCAGUGAAAGUGUUGGACUUCUGUUCAAAUGCUGUGACUUUAAACAGGCCAUGUUCUCAUUCCAGUGCCAUGCCUCACAGUCUGUGUGAAGCAGAAGUAGGUGGAGUCUUCUCAUUGGUUACUUUUAGCGUUAGAACUAUGAAUGCAAAACAAGCCUUGAGUAAUUGUUUGAUGACUUAUUUACAUGUCUUGAAUAUGAAUGUUUUUUGAUUAUUGCAUUCCUGUCAUUACAUUAUUACAUUAUGUCAUAUUUCUGAAAAAAAAAAAAAAUGUGUGAAACAGAUCAAGCAUGGACCGGAAUGGGCCCACAUUUUUACAGAUGAUAACUUGAUUAUUCAGUGAAUGGUUAAUAUGCAGUAUCUUAUACACAGAUCUCUGAUUACGUAUAAUUUCUCAUCUUCCUAAUUUCACAAAUACAGUUGGAUAAAAUGAAUAUGUAAUCUUUAAUGUUUUAUGUGUUUCACAACAAAUGUAUGUCUUUAUAAUUUAUAUAUGCAGUCUGAAUGCAAGAAACAUAUUA